AUGCGAGAACUAUCUCGAGAUGAGAAAGAUAUGUACAUAAUGGGAAAACUUAAGAGUAAAAGUACCGGAAUCGACAGAAGUCAAAGAAAGCGGCAAAGAUAUAUAUACAAUUAUGAUGACAGAGAGGUGUGCAUAGAGGCAUUUUUAAUUAUGCAUGACAUCGGGGAAAAACACUUGAAGAAUUUAGCUAAACACAUGAAACUUAACGGCCCAGUUCCCAGGUGCCAUGGGAAUAGAGGUAAAAAACCAAAACAUGCCCUGUCAUUCCCGGACAAAUUAAAAAGAGUUGUUAAUUUCAUCGUGCGUUACAGUGAGGAAUAUGGAUUGCCCCUCCCUGCAGUCCCCCAUGCUAAUGAUGCUACACAAGCUCCAGUACUUUUAUCAGCCUCAUCAACUAAGAUUGAUAUUCACACUAGAUACAAGUCUGUCUGUGAAGAAAGCAAUGAGAGAUCUGAUGUUUGUCCCAAAUGUGAAUCUCUUCGGUGUCGUGUGGUGGGCGCUGUCUCGGAGGAGGAUAAACUGACUGCCCUCAAUGACUAUAAGCGACACAUUGAAGUUUCUCAAGAUUCCAGACAAGAGGGUCCAUUAUAUUUCACCUCACCGAGAAAGGUUCAGUUGUUUGGUGUUUGCAUGGAAGGGGUGGCAGAGCAGUAUAACUAUCUCAUAGACGAAAACUGUACAAUUGGCGUGGAUGGUUCACAAUCUCAUGGCCCUAACAGUGUUAUAUCCAUGCUACAUCAUGCAUUUCAGGAAUAUGGACUCGGGGAGAUGGCAUGUCAUAUACAUUGCGAUAACUGUGCAGGUCAGAACAAGAAUAGGUAUGUAAUGGCGUAUUUUUGUUGGCGCAUUCUGGUUGGACUACAUAGAGAAGUGACCAUUAGAUUUCAGAUUCCCGGCCAUACAAAAUGUCUAGUGGAUGCUGGAUUCUCCUACAUUAAGAAACUCUAUCGACGGACAGACAACGACUCCUUUUCCGAUCUGGUGAGAACAGUACAAAAGUCUUCCACAACCAAUCGAGUAGUCGUUGUUGACGAAAGGUUUUUGUGGCGGGAUUGGAAAACGUUUCUUGCAGAAGAUUUUUGUUCUCUAACGGGCAUUCGGAAAUACCACUACUUCCGUUUCAGUGCCAUGAAUCCAGGUGUUGUAUUUGUCAAGGAAACCUCUGUAGAUGACGAGAAACCCUUCAUAAUGUCUCGUAACCCAACUCCUGAGUUAUCCUGUAGAAUACUCCCGCAAGUUAUUGCCAAGGGUUAG
Messenger RNA from Ostrea edulis (European flat oyster), 1254 nucleotides. RefSeq lists its product as uncharacterized. The transcript is spliced from 5 exons. The coding region runs from base 1 to 1254 and encodes 417 amino acids. The record is from RefSeq and is a predicted model, not a curated record. Lineage: Eukaryota; Metazoa; Mollusca; Bivalvia; Ostreida; Ostreidae.